AUGUUGAUUCGUAUGAAUUAUCAUUUCCUUUUGUAAAAGAGUAAUAAAUGAGAAUAAUACCUUUCUCAUUUCAUUCAAAUUUUUACCUCAACUGAUGAACACUUUCACUUAAAUGAUUAAAAAUUUAGUUUAUUUUAUGUAACGAUCAAACAAAUCUUUAAAACAAAAAAGAACUGAAAAAUGAUAAAGAUUAAAUCUAUAUUAAUUUACAGUACAUCUUUUUUACUUUUAAUGUUACUUCUUUUACUCUACAUACUUGGAGCUGCUCGUUAUGUUACGGAUUUUGAAGAAAAUACUUGUGAUAUGACAUAUAUGUUUGAAUAUCCACAGUAUGUGAGAAUAUCCUUGGACAAUGAAAUAGAAGAACGAUAUCUUAGAUAUAAAUUAUAUGCGUAUGGAGAAGGUUUUACUACAGAAAAACUCAGAAGAAUGUAUUUUUCUGGAAUACCAGUGCUUUUUAUACCAGGCAAUGCUGGAUCUCACGAACAAGUAAGGUCUCUUGCUUCCGUGAGUUUGAGAAAAAGUUUAAAAGAUAGGACUCCAUUUCAUUUUGACUAUUUUACAGUAUCAUUAGGAAAGGAUUAUUCUGGCUUAUAUGGAGGUGUACUAAUGGACGAGACUUUAUAUGUUUCAUACUGUAUAAAAAAAAUUUUAAGUUUAUACAAAUUUAAUGUGGAGAACAUUGUGCUUAUUGGACAUUCAAUGGGAGGUAUUAUAGCUAAAGGAUCUGUCUUAUUGACUCCAAAUAUAAAUGCUAGUGUUGCAAGUAUGAUUAUAACUUUGGCUACUCCUCAUACACCUACAUUGGUGUUAGACAGUACUUUUGCCAAUUAUUAUCACGACUUGGACAAUCGUUUAAGUCAACUGAAAGAUGCUGGAACAAGUGUGAUAUCGAUAGGAGGUGGACCACGAGACAUACUCGUGACUUCAACUCAAAUUUUAGAUUCUACGGCUGAUAUUAAUGUCCUUUCUACCAACAUACCAGAUGUCUGGAAAUCUACGGAUCAUUUAAGUAUUCUUUGGUGCAAACAAUUAGUGUUCUCCAUUGUGCGUUUAUUAUUUGACUCUGUUAGUACUACUCAGAGGCCUUUGAAAAUUUCUUCCAACGCUGAUGAAAGAAUGCAGGCUUUAUCGUAUCAUAUUUAUCAUCGUGCUUCCGGGAAAAAAUUAUACCGUUACAAAGAAGUAGUAGAAUUUGAACCUGGCGGUGAGUGGAUAGAAGAUACUCGAAGACAUUAUACAUGGAGUAAUCAAAAUUUAUCUAAAAGGACAUCUCCUAUUUAUCUUAUGAUUAGAUUCAAUGGACAGCCAGAUCAUUUAACUAUUGACACUGUAAAUUUAAAAUCAAAAGAUUGGUUGUUCGUUUGCACAGCAUCUAGCAUACAAGGACAAUCAAGAGUUUGUAACUGGGGCUGGAACUUAUCAAAUAAAACAAGAAUGUUACCAGAUCCUUUGUAUCAACUAAGAAAAACUGUCGACUUAGAUCUUCAGGAAAUGAAAUACCCUGGUGCAACUCACAUUAUAGUAAGACUUACACCAGAUAAUUUUGAAAAAUAUGUUGCCGUAAAUGUCGAUAUGUAUUCUUAUAAUACAAGACUUAUACCUAUUGCGGACAGUGUACCUCUAUUGAAAAGUUUACUUAUCAAACCCCAAAUAAAACAAUCUGAUACUGGACAUGUCAGAUAUUAUGCUACUUUUGAUAAUAUUAUGAACGCUAUAACAGUUGAACUUAAAGCAUCUGUAUGUACAGACCCAAAACACCAGGCACUUGUUGAAUUAUCUGAACCAUGGAGCAUUGGUGUUACCCAAUUUCAGUUUUUUACCGUUGUGGAUAAUGGGCCAAAAACGAUGAAACUUCAAACCAGUCAUAAAUAUUCUAGUGUUUCUCCAUAUUUAAGAAUAACUUUAGAUCCUGCAUGUUCUUACACAAUUAAUAUACAAAAAAGUGGUAUCAUAGAUCAAAUUUCUUGUAUUGUACGGGAUCGUUGGUACCUUCUAUAUACAACGAUUAUUAGUUUACUUUUAGUAUUUUUAUCAAUGCGAAUCAAUCACAGGCAUGACCAAACUCCAACGAUAGUAGUGACAAUAUUUUUGUCAUUUUACUAUCAUUUAAUAUUUGAAUGUUUAAUUGCUUUAGCAAUUCUUUGCGUAUUCGCCAUUGGAAUAUGCUGUACCAUUAUAUUCCUUGGUUCAGUGGCACAUAGUAUUGCUGUUAGGUUUCUGGCACGUGCAAUAGCUUUUUCAACAACAUGGUCAGAUUGGCUACUCGGAGGAUUAAAUCAGUUGCCCUUUAUUACCACUAUUCUUGUCUUGUCUUUAAUUCCUGCAACUUGUGGAGCUCUAGCUAUGUUAAUUUCAGUUUUUCUAUAUUUUUUAAACUUAACGAGAAUGUAUGAAGAUUACUUAGAAGAACUAUUAAUGGCUUCGUUACAACAUUUCAACUGGAUAAAACAAUUCAGAAAUACAAAAGAUUCUAAAGAACAUGAAAAUACGAGACAAAAAAUAUUUGAUCAUCUUCUUCUGUUCUUACUUUGGUGUUUUACUGCUAUUCCAGCUAUACCAUCUGUACUCGUUUGGGCAAAAAAUUUCAGUUACGACAUGAGGCUUUCUACCGAAGAUCCUUUACUAUAUCAAAGCUGGAUAGUUUUAAUAGCAUGUAGUACAUCAGGGUGGUUACAAAUUUCUCCAAAUAACAUUGGAACCCGGUCACAAGUAUUAGCUAGCAUAUUAUAUUUCUUAGGUUGGGUUCUACUUUCGAUGGGAGCUGCAUCCAAUCCACCCUUUUAUCAAUAUUAUAUCCCACCUAUCAUUGCUGGAACUACUACUCUCAUUACAUUAAAUUUCAUGAUUUCUUAA
Molecule: messenger RNA, 2856 nt
Organism: Colletes gigas
Lineage: Eukaryota; Metazoa; Arthropoda; Insecta; Hymenoptera; Colletidae
Gene: PGAP1
Product: GPI inositol-deacylase-like
Exons: 10
Coding region: 181-2856 (891 amino acids)
Biological process (GO): GPI anchor metabolic process; endoplasmic reticulum to Golgi vesicle-mediated transport
Cellular component (GO): endoplasmic reticulum
Molecular function (GO): phosphatidylinositol deacylase activity
Source: RefSeq, a predicted model, not a curated record